This is a messenger RNA of Mucor velutinosus, 420 nucleotides long. RefSeq lists its product as uncharacterized. The coding region runs from base 1 to 420 and encodes 139 amino acids. The record is from RefSeq and is a predicted model, not a curated record. NCBI's taxonomy places the organism in Eukaryota, Fungi, Mucoromycota, Mucoromycetes, Mucorales, Mucoraceae. The transcript is spliced from 3 exons.
AUGACCUCCAAAGCAACACAAGAAUACAGAUCAUCUUUUAUCACACUUAUAUCACAGCUCUCUGAAAUAGAGCAGAAGGGGCAGGAAUUCUUUGAUAAAAUAGAGAAAUCUGUAUUUACGCCGUAUGAUCCCAUCGAGGCAAAAGCCGAUUACAACCACCUGAUGAGUACAUUGGAGGCAUUAGAGACACAUGCUAGAAGUUGUGGAUUACUCAGUAUAUCAGGACAGGCAGACGCACAAAACACUCGCAAUCUCGCAACACGCAACGCAGAAACAUUGCAGGCAGUGGAUACCUUCUUUCAGGAAAAGAAUCGCUUGUUGAUGAACAUUAGAGCUGCCGUAAAUGCUUCUUCUGUCGUGGGAUCAGCGGCCAAUCCAGCUGUUGCUGCUGCUGCUGUCCCUGCUAAUACGACCAAAUAA